AUUCCACCACAGUGUGAAUUAAGAAUAAAAAAUAAAAUAAAGUAAAUAGCUUACGCACAGCUCCGACAGUUGUCCGACGUUGUAACUCGUAACUAAGGCAACAAGGAAUGACGUGGUCCGCGGGAGAACAAACGCAAAAAGGAACUAAACAAUCCACAACACCGGAUCGUUUGACUUCUGAUUUCCAUUAAUAGCUAAUAGCAAAAGUGUUGAACAUGGAGAGACAUAACGUUGGAAAAGAAAAGCUCAUAGUUCCCACUGACUUUAUCUCAUCAGCGAUUUCAAGAAAUAUCCAGGAGGACCUGGUACCCCCAUCUCAUUUUGCAUUAAGUGUCCCGUCUACUGGAGCACACAGAGGAGCUCAAACUGCAGGGACACCGCCAACCAUCUCCUGGAUAAACCAUGGUGUAACAUCUGCUCCAUCAGGCGAUCCAAGUACUGCCAAUCCGUGGCGUGCCAUCACUCAGGCCCAACAGGAAAUCUUGGAACUGAGGAAGGAAAAUCAGAGGAUCAUGAUGUUACAAGGAGAUGGCAGAGGAAGGAAUACUGUGGAUCAACCGUCAGACCUUAGGGCAAGAUGUUCAGAGAGAAGUGAGCAGUGGUCCAGAUGGGAGUCAGAGAGGCAUCUGGAGGCAGAGAAGCACAAGGCCGAAGCUGAGAGGUUGAAGGGGCAGGUGGAGGCCCUGAAGGAGACUGCAGGAAGACACAGGGAAGAGAUGAGAGACAGAGACUUCACUCUAAACAGACAGAGCCACGAGUUGGAAGCAAUGCGUGAAGAGCUUUGUAAGGCUAAAACUGAACUCAGCCAAACCAGAACAGAGCUCACUCACAGCAGUGCACAGAAGGAGAAAAUAAGCACACAGCUUGAAAGACUAAAGAGAGAGUCUGGUGAGGAAAUUACAAAGCUGAGGAGAGAUUUAGCGAGGAGCAAAGAGGAAGCCCAGGAGCUCACUCUGAAGGCUGAAAUGUGCAGGUCACAGGCUGCGGAGGAGGCCAAACUGCAGAAUCUUAGACUGUCAGAACAAUGGGAGGAAAUGCAGAAGAAACAUGAGAUGGAGCUGCAACAGUUGAAUGCUUCCCACUGUGCAGAGGUGGUUGCUGCAAGAAAAACAAACGGUGAACUACAGGACAGACUUCAAUUGAUGACCUCCGAAGUGCUGCAGCUAAAAAGCACUCUGAUGGAGGUAUCUACUGAGAAAGAUGGGCUGAAAGAACAUUUAAGCCAAAUGGGACAAGCUUUUGAGACACAAUCGGCAACGCUGCACAGCCUCAGAAAUUACAUCGGCCAACUUGCCCCAGAGAAAGGAGAGAAGGAACAAUUAAAUCAAGCUGUUGAGAGGCUGAACAAAGAGAAAGCAGCUCUUCAGAUGACCACAGAGCUUUUGACAGUCAGGUUUAACGCUGUGAACGAGAUACUCGCCCUCCAAGAAGAGAAACUAAGCUCGACAGACCUGCUUGUGAAAAAUGGAUCUGAAGGCCUUCGAGUGCUGCAGCUCUGGAGGGACAAAGUGUUCAAGUUGUGCAUCCAGCUUCGCUCAAAGGACAUCGAACUCAGAGGAGAGAAGGACAAACUUCUUUCAGAAGUCAGAUUCAUGGAGCAGCAGUUCCAGCAAGAGCAGCACCGGGCUGCUGUGCUCCAACACAGUCUGGAUGACAGGAUAGCUGAGCUGGACCUGGAGAGAGUAGAAAAGGAGACAUUGAAGCAUGACUUGGCCCAGCAGCAAAAGGAAAACGCACAGCUAAAGUCACAGAGCGAGAAAGAAGAGGCUCAAGUUAAAACCCUGACAGAGACAGUGCGCAGGUUCAGUUUGGCGUUUGAAAGGAAAGUGGCAGAAGUGGACGCAGCCCAAGCAAAGCUGGACACUUUGACCCAGAGGCUAACGUUUGCUAAAAGACGCGUGGAGACAACCCAAGGUUUGAUCAUGAGGAGGGCGGCUCUGCAGAGAGUUCAGCAGGCCAGUAAACAGACAGAAGAAGCUGCUGACAGCAUCACAACCCUUCAGACAGAGCUACGUUUGGUGUGUGAAGAGAGAGACAAGCUCACACAGGAGCUCAAAAGAACCCCGGAGCUCAUUGAAAAAGCUCUGGCCGACCUGAAAGAACAGCAUGAAGGCAAACUGAGGCGGCAGCAGCAGGAGGCGCUGGAGCAGAACUGGGCGGAGAUCCGGCAGGCUGUGGCGGGCAGAGAGGAGGCCGAGCGGAGCCUGCAGCAGACCCAGGCCCAGCUGGAGGAGAGCAAGGUCAACCUGGAGAAACUCGGCUCUGAGCUGCUCAGCCAGCAGGAGCACAGCGAACGGGCCCUGCAGGAGAGAGUGUCUGAGAUUGAGGACCGCUGUGCUGCGAAGCUGAGAGAGAUGGAGGUUCAAGUCAAUACUUCCAGGAGAGAGCACACGAAAGCAGUUAUGACUUUGCGGCAGUUUGAGAGAGAGGCUGCAAGGAAACAGGAUGAGAUGAGAGAAACUCAACAACACACAAAGAGGGGAGUCCAGAAUAAACAAGUGAGGGAGACAGAGAGAGAGAGAGACAAAAAACUACUGCUGGCCACUGCUGCGGAAAGCUGGCCGACAGGUGAGUAUACAAGAGCUCUACAAAACUCUGCUGCUGCCAGAGAACAUGGAGAACCCCCCCAGGAGAUGAGUCACCCCGUGGGAACAAAAGUACCUGCAGAUGGGAGGCUCCUGUCUGUUUUGGAGGAGCUCCAUUCUCUCAGUGCUGCAGUGGUUAACAGCUCUGAGGACUCUGCGGAGGAGGAGGAGGGACAGAGUGACAGCGUGGGACCGUCUACUGGCAGUCUGCACAGCUGAUACCUGACGAUGACUCACUGCAGCCUGUCAACGCACCUUUCGUUUGUACAAAAGGUGGGCAGUGUUGAGAAAAAUUCAGUCAGUGGAAACAAUUUAUUUGAGCCAAACCGCAGAAAAACCACGCAUGUCACAUUCCUUCAGGGUGCAGAAGAAGAAUGAUGGCUGUCUGCUGCAGACACAAAUAAGAAUCCAAGCUUAAAAAAAUGUGUUUGAAUAAGUUUUCUGCAUCUGUCUCCAGUAUGACUUUUAAUUAAAGAUGAUACUGGUAAUACAGGGAUGGACAUGGUAUUUAACUCGUAAACAAAAGUAGAAUUAAAUGUUUAGAUAUUUAUGUAAACACCAAGGGUUUCAGCUGUAGAAUAAUCUGGUUUUUCAAUAUCUUGCUUGGAUUAAAUCACCUCAACAAUAAGACAAGAAAGCAAACAUUUCCCUUUAAAAGAGAAAAUAUAGUAAAAUAAACUAUUUUUUUUAUCAUUGAAUCAAUUUAAAAGCAUAAGUCUAAAGGUUAUGCUUUUACUGCAUAUAGAAUAAUAUCAUUUGUGUUCAUAACAAAUAAUGCAAUAUGGAAAGAUGGUGAUGACUUGAAAAUAUGUGACUAGGUUUGUGAGUUAUUUGAAAAAACCCCCAAAACAAACAGCUGACAUCCUUGAACUUGUCCUGUUAAUGUGAAUGGAAGUCUGCUGUGUUGACUUUGAUCAUCAAAGUUUAUGCAAUGGUCCAAAAUCUUUGUUAUGCAGCAAUGUAUAUCUUACUUUUUUCUUGUGAGCUAAUAAAAUAUUUUUAUAUUGCAA
Molecule: messenger RNA, 3595 nt
Organism: Centropristis striata (black sea bass)
Lineage: Eukaryota; Metazoa; Chordata; Actinopteri; Perciformes; Serranidae
Gene: cchcr1
Product: coiled-coil alpha-helical rod protein 1
Exons: 19
Coding region: 216-2804 (862 amino acids)
Biological process (GO): protein export from nucleus; cell differentiation
Cellular component (GO): centriole
Source: RefSeq, a predicted model, not a curated record